GCCCUCCUCCUGAACCCUAGCUCCGGCUCAGUACCAUCCUCCACCCCUCUCUCCGUCGCGAUGGACGAGGACUGGAGCACCGAUCCCGCUCACCGCCGACGUCGCCUCCUCUUGCCGACGAGCUGUCAGACCCAGACCCAGAACCCGCCACAGACACAGCCCCCGCUCCCCAUGGACCUCGCCUCCCAGUACAACCGACGCUUUGCACCGUCACUUUUCCUCCCACCGAUGGCGCCCCGCCUGGCUUCCAGCUCCGGCUUCUCGGUCUUCAGCAACUACCAGAGCCCGCCGACGCUCGUGCCCACGGCGGCGGGCGCCGGAUCGCAUCUCGCUCGGUCGCUCCCGAAGCUGCCUCUUUUCUCCAUGGACUCUCUAGGUCUUCUCCCGUACUCCACCAAUCCUGCGGCGGGGGCGGCGGUCCCGCGUUCCCUGUCGUCGCCUGGCGGCUCCGAGCAGCAAGUGCCGUCCGCGUCCGGCCUGCCGCCGCGCGGGGCGGGGCACCGGAGGUCCCGUAGCGAUUUCCUCGUCGGGUUCUCGCGCCCGAAUCAGCUCUCCCUGCCGAUGACUCCUGCAGCUGGGGAAUACAGGUCGAGGGAAGCCUCCGUACUCGAGGAGCUAUUCCGCUCGUACAGGGACCCGAAUCUCAGCUCCUCCGGGGAUAACAACAGUGAAAGGAACGAUCACUUAGGCAGACAACUCACCGGCCAAGGCGCUUGGAGCCCCGGUGAUAGCAGCGACAAUGACGCUGAGAGCUGGGCGGCUAGUGGCAGCGCAGCCGCAGGCACCAGCGCUAGCCAUAGCCAUACUCGCCAUUGCCGCAGCCUGUCGGUGGACAGCAUCAUGGGCAAUCUCAACUUUGGAGGCCUGGGCCAGGUUUCUCUGAGACUGCCGCCUCCGUCUCCGGUGGCAGGCGCCGGCGGCAGCCUCUCGCGUGCUGGAAGUGGGGCAUCGGGCGGUGCGGUUGCGACUGCCUCUUCUCAACCUGCCAACGGAGAGUUCAGCGAGUCUGAGAUGAAAAAGAUCAUGGCCAAUGAUCGCCUUGCUGAGCUCGCUCUUGUUGAUCCUAGGAGGGUCAAGAGGAUUCUAGCUAAUCGGAUCUCGGCAGCGAAGUCUAAGGAGCGCAAGGUGAAGUACAUGGGUGAGCUUGAGCGCAAGGUUCGUGUGCUGCAGAUGGAAACUAGUACGUUAUCUUCAAAAGCAGCAUCGUCGCAGAGGGAAUGCGAGGCACUUAGAAUUCUGAACAAUGAGAUGAAGAUCAGGCUGCAAGCAAUGGAGCAGCAAGCACAGCUGAAAGAUGCUCUGAAUGAAGCACUGACUGCUGAAGUGCAGCGCCUGAAACAAAUUGCUGGUGAGGCCAGUGAUCCUCAUGUGCCGAAUAUGAGCCGCAAGAUUGUCGAACAGCAGCUGCAGAAGCAGCCAUCGGAGGCCCAGCUGGCUGAGCAGCAGCAGCCACAGGAAUCAGAGGAGUUCAAAGCUCAGCAGAAGCAGUGGAACCAUUAAUAAGACGCGUUUCACAGAGGACAUGCUUGAAGGUCUAAUCCAUACAGCAGAUCCAUGAAGGGACACCUUGUGUUCUCCCGGACAUUCGUUUUUUUUUUUUUUCCUU
Molecule: messenger RNA, 1606 nt
Organism: Zea mays
Lineage: Eukaryota; Viridiplantae; Streptophyta; Magnoliopsida; Poales; Poaceae
Biological process (GO): regulation of DNA-templated transcription
Cellular component (GO): nucleus
Molecular function (GO): DNA-binding transcription factor activity
Source: RefSeq, marked provisional